AUGUCGGGUUUUCCUCCGCAGAAGCGCCUAGCCUGCAUCGCCUGCACUAAGGCGAAGCGCGGCUGUAGCAAGCAGACGCCCUCGUGCAAGCGCUGUCUGGAGAAGAACGUCGUCUGUCGCUAUCCGGCUCCGCGCAUCACGCCGCCGUACGAUCUCGUCUUUGCGGAAGAUGGCGCCGUAUCUGCCGUUCCAGCAUCGACGGAGAGAGGUCUGCUUCUGAGUCCGGCAUCUCACGGUAGCGACGAGCAGCAGCAGCAACUGCAGCAGCACGAGAUCCACACGCCGGCCCGCCAGUCAGUAACAGCAGAGGAUCUGCGGCAUCCGUGGUUUCUAUCACCGCCCUCGUGGGCCAUAGACCAUAAUACGAGCUCUAUCCCCUCUCAAAUCACCUUUAGCGAUGAGGCCCUCACGUACUUUAUCGGCCAGCUUCAAACCUGGCUGAGGCAAUUCGCGAGCGAAGGUCAUUGUCCCUUUAUCCACCCCCAGCUAUGGAAGAUCCAUCUGCCAGACGCUAUCCAGGAUGCGUUCGCCUCCCUAGCAGCAUACCAAUCCAAGACUCCCGCAACCGAAAGGAUGGUUAUGCGCAUUAUCGAGAACCGCGCCAAUAACCUAGUCGGGAGCUAUAAUGCCAGCGCCAAUGAAGAUUUUGGAGUCGUCAUGCUUGACUCUGCGUGCCACCUCGCAAGGACCCAGGCUCUCCUGAUCUACAAGAUCAUUCGUCUGUUCGACGGCGACAUUCGCGCCCGCGCCCAAGCUGAAAAGCACAUCGAUACUCUCUCACAAUGGGCUCGACAGAUGUGGCGAAGUGCCAAUCUUGCCCUCUCUUCGGAUCACGCCGAAGCAUCGAUUCAGGAUGGAAAUAGCAAUGGGCCGGUUGAUACGCAGCUACGAACAGAUGGCUCCAUGACGUCGACAUGGCAGGCAUGGAUAUUCUCCGAGUCCAUCCGCCGCACAUACCUGGCCGCGACUCUCACAGAGGCCGUGUACCUGACUCUCAAGCAGAGCUGGGCUCCCUGCCCUGGCGGCAUCAUAUUCUCCGGCGGUGCGGGCCUGUGGGAAGCAACUUCGCCAACCUCUUGGUUCAACCAGUAUCAACAGAAUCUUGUCAAUAGUGUGCGCUGUAUUGAUGGCGAUCAUUUGUUUACUAGCGCCAAGCCGUCAGACGUGGAUGAAUUUUGCCAUGCCACUCUCAUUGUGUCGUAUGGACUAGAGAGGUUUGAUCGAUGGUGUAAUGAGAGCAUGUAA
Molecule: messenger RNA, 1245 nt
Organism: Trichoderma gamsii
Lineage: Eukaryota; Fungi; Ascomycota; Sordariomycetes; Hypocreales; Hypocreaceae
Exons: 1
Coding region: 1-1245 (414 amino acids)
Biological process (GO): regulation of DNA-templated transcription
Molecular function (GO): zinc ion binding; DNA-binding transcription factor activity, RNA polymerase II-specific
Source: RefSeq, a predicted model, not a curated record